Messenger RNA from Lithohypha guttulata, 744 nucleotides. RefSeq lists its product as uncharacterized. The record is from RefSeq and is a predicted model, not a curated record. Gene Ontology annotation, molecular function: oxidoreductase activity. The transcript is spliced from 4 exons. Bases 1 to 744 code for a protein of 247 amino acids. NCBI's taxonomy places the organism in Eukaryota, Fungi, Ascomycota, Eurotiomycetes, Chaetothyriales, Trichomeriaceae.
AUGUCGUUUCCCGUUAAGAAAGUUGCUGUCUUCGGAGCCACAAGUGGCAUUGGCCGGGCUCUCGUGGAACGUUUCAUUGAACACAACAUAUUCGUCGUUGCCAUUGGUCGCCGUGAAGAACGGUUGGCAGAACUCGUGCACAAGUAUGGCCACGACAAAGUGCAGGCCUCGCCGUUCGAUCUCACCAAACUAGAGUCAAUCCCGAAUUUUGUGAUAAACAUUACUUCAACACACCCAGACCUUGACCUAGUCUUUCUUAACUCAGGUGUACAAUAUGGUCACGAUUUUACCAAACCCGAGAGUGUCAGUCUUGAUAAGAUUCAGGAAGAGUUCAACUUGAACUAUAUCUCACAAGUUGCUGUAACCAAAGCAUUCUUACCGUUCCUGCUCUCGAGAGCGAAGGAGGGUCAUAAUGCAGGUCUGCUGUACACAUCGUCCGGAUUAGCGAUGGUACCUAUUCCGACGGUACCAAACUAUUGUGCUACGAAGGCGGCACUGCAUUCCUUCAUCCUGACCUUGAGAUUGCAGCUGCAAGACACUGCUGUCAAAGGAGGGAAGGAUGUUGGCAUGCCACUUCAGGACUUUACCAACGAGGCAUGGCAAUCAUUAUCCCAAGGCAAAGACCAAGUGCCAGUUGGUAUGGCGCAUUACGCCUUUGAUGCUUUCGAAAUGAAAAGACAGGAAUUGUUUAAACAGAUGGCUGAAAAACUAAGGCAGGCACCCAGUGUUACGAAGAAGUAUUGA